AUGUCAUCGGAAUUUGAGGGUGAAAAUGUAUCAGUGCGGUUCAUUAUCAACACAAAACUUCAGUGUGUACUAAAGUUGAAACCAUCCAAUACAUUUGGUAGUGUAAGUCAGUCGUUCAGAGAUCUUAGACCCAAAGAACUGGGUGUGUUGCCAGAUAAUCCAUUGUUUGCCUAUAUUUACUCGGGCAAGCUAUUCAACGACGACAAUACAAUCAGAGAUUUGGGACUGACACAGAGUAAACAGCCAUUCAACGUGCAAGUCAUAGUAAAAGAUGGCGACAAACACAAGCUACAACAAGAGCGUUAUUCAUCACCAAUGAUGCAACGUGUUGUUAUGCAAGCACAAGAACAACCUCUAACUCAAUCACCAAUAUUAGCUUCUUCAUUUGAUACAAGUGAAGAAUUUUCACAGAUUGAGAAUAUCUUUCAUGUCAAACAAGAUGCAAAUCAUACUAUUUCACUUGGAUUUCUAGAUCAUUUUAUACACUCUUUUUGGAACUAUUUGGUGACGCGGCAUCCACACCUGGUGACACACGAAGGAGAAACCAUUCAAAAUAUAACAGUGACGAUUGAUCCAGUCACAAACACAUCGACAACCACAUCAUCAACGACUAUUCACCCAUUUCCAACAGAGAAACUCAAUAAAAUACUCCGAUUAGUAUUACUCAACAACAACUAUGACAGUCGUGGCGAGCGCAUAACCACUCUCGAUAACAAUACUCGUGUCACCAAACAGCAGUUUCGUAUCAUAUUUUUCCUGUUCACCUGUGAUUCCCCAGAGGACGAAUGUCCCAAUGGCACACUCGAUGAGCAACCAAUAAGCGUAAGGCGUGUUGUGGAACAAUACCAUCCCACUAUUUCUAGAACAGCUUUUGACAAUGAGAAAUUCAUGAAUCUUUACAACCAAGUUAAAUCUUAUGGUUGCCAAAACUCUGACAAACUCAGUUGUCGCCUCAUUGAACUACUUCUUUAUCUACACACUGCCGAUGUCAUUUUGACUCAAGCCAACGCCACCACCACCAACAAUAACAGACUUCCAUAUUGCGAGUUGGAUUAUAAAAAACCAAGACCUGGUCAAGUCACCAAUGCACCAAAGAUCAAUAUCAGAAAGUCAACAGGUGUCAGCAGUCCAAAAUCAGAUUAUUCAUCCACCUUUGGUAAGAAAUCUACCAAUCCUGUGGUAACAAUUUCCAAUACUAGUCCAAGAACACCGACAACAUCAAGACCCACCUCAAUGAUCAUUAAUAAAGUUGAGUUUGAUGACGGUGCUAGCAAAGUUCAAAACCCUACUUUUGAACAAACCAGCCACUCUCCAUCUCUAACUGAGACCAAGAUAUCCUCAGCCAUCUUCUAUGAACCAGAGAUUCAAAAUCUGCAUGUAACUCAGGUGAAUUCUCCUCACACUGAAACCACCAUUGGAUCUCCAACUCUUUGCUCAAUGUCCUCGGAUUCCAAUAUUCCAACUCACAUAGAGGUGACCAAAACAAUCACUACAACUUACACCAUUCCUAUUGAGAACAACAUUAACCCCAAACCAAACAUUGAACAACCAGCUCCAGCUCUUUAUCAUGUUCAAGUUCAAUCUGAUGAAAACAAAUUCAGUACCCCAAUAACCAGUAAUCAUUGGAAUGAACCAGGUUCCACUUUUUCAAAGGAUUCAGGUGAUUACCUAAGCAAUGAAUUCAACAGUAUUAAAUUUGAUAUUGGGUUUGGAAUGCAAUCUCCUUCUACUUCAAUUAAUAACAACAAUAAUAAUCCAAAUUUUUAUGAAACAACAAAACCAGAGAUAAAGUCGAGUAUUUGGGUUGACAAUGAUUCAGAUUCAACAUCCUCAUCUUCAUCUUCCUCUUCAUGUUCCACUCCACCACCAAUGAAACAACAAACUGUUGAAGUAUUCAUUCCUGCCCCACCUCAGUCCACGAUCGAAAUAAUUGAGAUUCCACAACCACAGAGUGCUCCAACCAUUGUCUCUCCGACUGCCAGCGGCGGACAUAUAGAUGAAAUUCAUAUCCAUCAUUAUCACCAUCAUGAACAACCACAACAGAAUCAAGAGUCUCUUCAUUUACAUCAAAUUCAUAAUCAAGAACAACAACAACAACAACAAAUAUAUCAAUUCCAACCAAAUCCACAGCCACAACCAACACAAAUUACAACAACCUAUAUACCAGAAGCGCAACCAAAGUCUUACAGUGUAGGCUAUGUUGACAGUCGUGGUGGAAAUGACUCACCCAAUACCUCACAACAAAAGCUAUCAUCAGUGUACACUCAAUCAAAUGUCUACAAGAUUGAUAACACUACCAACCACGCGGGAAGCAAGAGCAACUUGUUUGGCGAAGUAACCGGUCCAAAGAAUUUCGCCGUUACCUACAUCGAUGACAAGUCGACUCCACAUGACAAACCACCUGUAUUCGGAUGCCAAAAGUGUAGCAAGGAGAUCUAUGGUACCACCAUCUUCAAUGCACAGGGAGACAAGUUCCACCCUCAUUGCUUCACUUGCUACAUAUGUCGUUCACCAUUGAACGACGCCUACUUCCAAAACGAUACAGGCUACCUCUGUGCCGGUUGUCAAGUAAUCUUAAACGAACGUAACAAACAAACAAGACAACAACUAGGUCAUUGUAAUAUUUGUUACAAGAGAUUCACUUCUGAUGAAAGUUUUGUAUCGAUUGACAAUGAGAAAUAUCAUAAACAAUGUUUCAAGUGUAGUGUAUGUAAGAGUGUGAUUACCGGAUUGGACUACUCUAGAGACAGAGUUACCUCUUCUAUCUCCAACUACUGCUGUUUCAACUGUCUUGAUAGUGGACGUGCUGAUCGUUGUCCACAAUGUCUUGGUGCCAUCGUCGGAGGUGCCAGUAUCUUUGCUCUUGGAAAGACUUAUCAUCCACACUGUUUCAAGUGUUCUAGAUGCAAAGUCAAUAUACCACAUGGUACUAAAUUCUCAAACGAUGACAAACAACCAACAUGUGCAUCAUGUAAACCAAAAAACAAUUCACAUUCACUCGUUGUUUAA
Molecule: messenger RNA, 3009 nt
Organism: Heterostelium album PN500
Lineage: Eukaryota; Evosea; Eumycetozoa; Acytosteliales; Acytosteliaceae
Product: LIM domain-containing protein
Exons: 6
Coding region: 1-3009 (1002 amino acids)
Cellular component (GO): nucleus; Z disc
Molecular function (GO): transcription coregulator activity
Source: RefSeq, a predicted model, not a curated record